Messenger RNA from Mycetomoellerius zeteki, 618 nucleotides. RefSeq lists its product as uncharacterized. Lineage: Eukaryota; Metazoa; Arthropoda; Insecta; Hymenoptera; Formicidae. The record is from RefSeq and is a predicted model, not a curated record. The coding region runs from base 3 to 539 and encodes 178 amino acids. The transcript is spliced from 2 exons.
UUAUGCCAUGCAUUAUUUAUUUAUCGAUUCAUACAUUUUUAAAAAUUGAUUCACAUUUUCAAAAAACAUCUGAUUUCUAUUAUUACAGGAGUGACGUAAAAACGAUAGAUCGGUACACAAUCCUACGGGACUUUGAAGUCGAAGGAAUACUGAUUAGAACGGUUUCAGCAUGUAAAAAUGCUCACCCGGGACUAUCACAUCCGCGGGAAACGGUGGAGGUUCGUACUACUCUAUUCCGGAAUCGUAUUUCGGGAUUGUAUUAUUGCGGGGAUGGAAAAGAAACGCUGGGUAUAAUACAUACAAGAAAACGUUGUGACAUCGCUUUAAAAUUAACUCGGGGAUGGAGGAGGUUUCGCACCCCUCAUUUUCGGUCAUGGGACGAAACUCGUACUAGAACGCGGGGUAAAACUCGUGUUACGGAUCGAGAAUGUGUACCGAAAUACGCACGAGUAGAAUAUGAGAAAUUUAUAGACAUACGAAGCUGCAAGAGAGACACGUUCGCAAGCAGUUCGGAGAAAGAUGUAUUUAGUAUACAUUAAAAAAAAAAGAAACGAAGUAGAAAGUAUCACAUCGCGCCGCGCAAAUAGCUCGGCGCAAGUAGUUCCGUGUAGUCUAGGA